AUGAGAUCAUGGACUUGCAACGCUGCGCUCCUUGCGGCAAGCCUGGGCGCUGCGGAUGAGGGCAAUGUGAUCACAUGGGGCCCGCUGAGCCUCUCCCGAGACAAUGCGCUUCAGAAUAUGGAAGAGGUGCACAAGUUCAUCCAGGGGAUCUAUUACUCCAGGGCUCCGGAGGCAACCUUCCGGGAGAUCUGGGAGGACGUGACGGAAGGUCUCGCCUUCCUGGAGAACUUGGCACUGGGAUCAACCCCGGCAUUAUGCUUCGCCAUAGGCAUGGAGCUCUACCACUGGUUCUACUUCCGCUGGAAGGACGGGGCGGUCCCACGCGCGGAGGUCGAUGAGUCUGCACAGAUGCGUGCCGCGGUGCUGCUGAGAUGCGGCCUCAAAAGCGCCGGCUGCUUCGAGUCCAUCGAGGAUGCAGCUCAGCAGCCUCCAGAAGCGCAGAUUCGCGGCUUCAUGGAGCGCGGGUGCCACAUCUUCUGGCAGCAGUUGGUCAUGAUCGAGGCAGAAAUCGGAUCUGAGCUUGCGAGGCGUGGAGAUGUACGACCAGCUGCCUGGAUGCUGCGCAACGCCAGUGAGCAUUUCUCGCAGAUGAUGCGCCACCCAUACUUCGCGAGGUUCCCGUGGCAGCGUCCCCACGACAUGAACUACAAUCACGAGAUGUUUCCUUCCCCUGGUCCUGUCUGGCCAAGCAAGAUGCUGCCUAUUGAGAGCUGGCUGGAGGAGCAUUUUACCACCUUCCGUGGCGAGCUUGAUGCUUUGCUCCAGCACGCUGGAUUGUUUGAUGCCCUGCACGAGGCGGAAAGGAAUGCCGAGGGCCAAGACCAUGCCAGAGAUACCGACUGGACGGUGUUGGAAUUGGCGGACACCCGGGAGGAGGAGCCAUGGAAGCUGGCUGCCUGUUCUCAGCUGCCUCGUACUUGUGAGCUCCUGCAGAGAAGGCCCGAGUUCCAGUGCGACCACGCUGCAGCGUACAUCAACCGCAUGCGCCCAGGGGCCUGGAUAAAGCCCCACAUGGGCGGCCCUCCACGGCUGGUUGCACACCUCGGGCACCUCGGUGACAAAGAGGUCACAUAG
Messenger RNA from Symbiodinium sp. CCMP2456, 1074 nucleotides. The record is from the annotation of a GenBank genome assembly. NCBI's taxonomy places the organism in Eukaryota, Dinophyceae, Suessiales, Symbiodiniaceae.